AUGUCUGCGACCACGUGUAUUAUAUCACUCCUGUUAUUAAAUUGUCUGUAUGCACAUGUUCGAACAAAUGAUGCAAACGUUACCGAAACCAGUGUACAAUUGUAUGAGAAGGGUGUCGAAGCUUACUUGGAGAAUAGAUGGGAGGAUUGUGUGGAUUUAUUCGAAAAAGCGCUCAGCAAAUACGGCAAAUACAGGAAAAAGGUCCAAAGAUGUAGACUGCUGUGUAAAAACGAAGCGGAAUUAUCAGAGCCUUUGUAUCCUGUGAAUAUAGAUAAUUUAUUAUUUUUCGAAAGAGCUAUCAGGCAAACUUUGUGUAUAAUUGAUUGCGAGAACGAUGAUCCUGAAAUUUUGGAUAAUUACAUUAAUUUGGAAACCGGUAAUUUGUUCGAAGAACAGCGGCCUUACGAGUAUUUACAUAUCUGCUAUUUUCAGACAAAAGAUAUUGUAAAAGCUGCGUCAUCUGCCUUUACAUACCUUGUUGCACAUCCUGAUAAUAAAAUCAUGGCCAAUAACUUGCAGCACUACUUGGAUCAAAAUGUGGAUAAAAAAGACAUAGUAAAUUACGAAGCCAAAGACUACGUUUAUCUGUACGUACACGGAUCCGAGGCGUACGAAUACAAAGACUGGGACUCAGUAAUAUCUAACAUGGAAGAAAGUUUGACUGAAUAUUUGCAAGCAGAAGAUGAAUGCAGGGCUCAAUGCGAAGGACCUUUCGAUCACGGAUGGUAUCCUGACUUUAUACCAUCGAUUUCAAAUCAUUUUACAGUUUGCUUGAAAUGCAAACAGAAAUGCAGGAAAAAGCUGAGCUCUCUCAAUGGCGAAAUCCACGAUGAUCUUCUACCUAGUCACUACCAUUACUUGCAGUAUGCUUAUUACAAAAUUGGUAAUUUGAAGGCAGCCUGUGCAGCAGUAGCCAGUUAUUUGACAUUUUAUCCAGACGAUGACACAAUGCUGGAUAAUAUGAAGUAUUAUUCCAAACUACCAAAAGUCCAGAACGACUAUUUUCGACCUAGAGAGGAAGCUAUAAGGUAUGUUCAAAGGCAAAUUUACGAGAGCAGACUUCUGAAAUUUGUGCAUAACGAAUUCGCCGUGCAAGGUGCUGGAACAGCUAAAACAGAGGAACUAAAAAGGAGGCUUCACGUUAUAAUGAGUGAAAAAGUACUGAAAGGUUCGAAAAGAAUGGUUUUAGACGGAUUAGCAACGUCCAAAGAGUGCAAAACACUCAUGGAAAUAGCGAAAUAUUUCGCUAUAUUGGGAGAUGGCUACGAUGGCAGAAAAUCUCCUCACACAAUUAUGGAGAAAUUCGAAGGAAUCACGUUGAGCAGAACGUUAUUUUUAACGUAUUUUAAAAUGCUACGGCCUAAGUAUUUGGAUGUGUUUUUGAGGAUAACAGACACUGCUAGGAAAUACAUUAAAAACUAUUUUAAAAUAAAGAAAAAUUUGUAUUUUUCGUUUACACAUCUUGUUUGUAGGACGGCUUUGCCAGGUAUGCUUUUAACAUUGUAAUUAACUGGCUGUUACGAAAAAUAUUUUUUAGGAUCAUCAAAAAAUCGGACGGAUUUCAGCCACAAAAUCCACGCAGAUAACUGCGUUAUAUUAAAAAACAGGACCUGCAUUAAGUCUUUUCCAGCCUUCACCUGGAGAGAUUACAGUGCUAUUUUAUAUUUGAACGACGAUUUCGAUGGUGGAGAGUUCGUAUUUUCAUCAGAUCCCGUUGGAUUAGAAAUACAAAGCAGCAUUAAACCAAGAUGUGGUCGACUCGUAGCAUUUUCUUCAGGACCCGAAAACCUCCAUGGCGUUACAGCCGUUAAAACUGGCUCAAGAUGUGCCAUAGGAAUCUGGUUCACACACGACGAAAAGUACGCAGACGAAGACAGGAAUUUAGCCCAACAUAUUUUGGAUAACAAGCUGGAUUUUUAUUUGGAUCCUUCCACUGAUAUCACUCAAAUCAACCGAGGUUCAAAAUGAAACGACCUAGAGACACAAGUUGCACUUAAUGCUUAAUAAGAAGCAUGGUUUUGUAGUUUGCUUGUUUCAAAUAGCUUCUCGUAAGUUAAAAAUCUGUUGUUUAUUUGUUGUUAUUGAAAUGACAAUUUUAUGUGUAACGCAGGUGGGUAUAUUUUGGAAAAACUUAUUUAAAUUAAUGCAAUAUGAACCAAAGAUGAAACGGUUUUUAUGUAACUACUUAUUUUAUUUUUUAAACAUUUGUAAGUAUUCUUUAUGUAUUCCGAAUAAUUCGAGUAACAUUCCAAGAUAUAUUAAAACAUUAUUUUUAUACUUGAGUCCUAUCAGAUUAAUCUUGGAUAAAACUUAAUUUUUGUGACAAUUAGACUCACUUAUUUGUUGCUUGUUCG
Molecule: messenger RNA, 2354 nt
Organism: Phyllotreta striolata
Lineage: Eukaryota; Metazoa; Arthropoda; Insecta; Coleoptera; Chrysomelidae
Source: the annotation of a GenBank genome assembly